Molecule: messenger RNA, 2074 nt
Organism: Ziziphus jujuba (common jujube)
Lineage: Eukaryota; Viridiplantae; Streptophyta; Magnoliopsida; Rosales; Rhamnaceae
Exons: 16
Coding region: 164-1585 (473 amino acids)
Source: RefSeq, a predicted model, not a curated record
UGAUGAUGUGGCUGGAAUGCUGGGAUUGCGAAAAGGAAGAGGAAGCAGACGAUCAAAACCAUUAUCGUGGACACACAGCCGAUGCUUGACAGCCCUGACUCUAUUAUUAUUAACUGGUUUUAGAGAGAGAACGAGAGAGAGAGAGAGAGAGAGAGAGAGAUAGAUGAAGAAAGGGAAGGAAGUGGUGGUGGAAACAAGUUACGGCGACAACAGCAGCGAAGAAGAAGAAGAAGAAGAUUAUCAGAGCAACCUCCACAUCAACAUCAACAACAACAACAACAACAACAACAACAACAAGAAAGACGCAUCUUUUCCCUCCUCGAGAUUCUCUUCUCGCAACGCUUCCUCCAAAUACGAUUUCGUCAAGGUUAAGGUCUGGUUAGGUGAUAAUGCCGAUCAUUAUUACGUUCUUUCCAGGUUCUUGCUCAGCAGAAUGUUGACUGUUACCAAGAUCCCAAAUCAUGUAGCUAUCAAAAUAGCUCUUGAGCUUAAGAAGUUGCUUAUAGACAACAGCCUUCUAGAUGUCUCACAGUCUGAUUUAGAAGCUAAUCUGUUUAAGCUCAUGCAGCGACGGGGCUAUGGAGAAGAGUACAUAAAUCGAUACAAGAUGAUGACUAGAUUUCACCAUCAAAGAGUGCCAUUAGUCAUUCUUGUAUGUGGUACUGCAUGUGUUGGGAAGUCUACCAUUGCAACCCAGCUUGCCCAGAGGCUAAAUUUGCCAAAUGUCUUGCAGACAGAUAUGGUAUAUGAGUUGCUGCGGACAUCGACAGAUGCACCAUUGGCAUCCAGUCCUGUAUGGGCACGAGAUUUCAGCACCUCCGAGGAGUUAAUUACUGAAUUUUGUAGGGAAUGCAGAAUUGUCCGUAAAGGUUUGGCUGGUGAUCUGAAGAAAGCAAUGAAAGAUGGAAAACCUAUAAUAAUAGAGGGAAUGCAUUUGGAUCCAAGUAUAUAUCUAAUGGAUGAUGAGAAUAAGUCAACAUCUGCGGUGGAAAAAAAAGUUCAGGAGGCAAAUCCCGCACCUGUUGCAUCUGAUGAUACUAAUUCACUAUUGGAAAGUAAUACUUUAAGUGUUCCUGAAAGCCAUGGUGAAGUUAGCAAAUGUACAGAGAAUGUCAGUUUAGAAGAAGAAAUAUUAACCAAUAAGGUUAAUAAAGUUGCAGACUAUCUAGAAGCUAUUAAUUUAGCAGGAAGUGUUUCAAGGAAUAAAGGUGAAACUCUUAAAGAUCCAGAUACAAAUAAAAAUUCUACGGUUAAAAAAGAAAAGUCUGGUGCUGAAGCAGUAAUUGUACCUUUAGUGCUGAAGAUGGCUGAAUUUGACCAUAAGGCAUUGCUUGAGGAGUGGAUUUCAACUCGUACAUUUAAUGAUAAAUCUCUAGUCCAGGAUAAAAAUAAGCUGAUAGCCAACUUGAAAACCAUUCAGGAGUAUCUAUGCUCAUUCAAGUCACAGGGUUUGACAGUUGUCAGUGUAUCAGCAACUACAUUCCCCCAAACAUUGGAUUGGUUACAUGCAUAUCUUCUUCAGUGCAUUGAGCAAGGAAUUUCAUCGGAGUCAAAUGACAAUGUUAGGCAGCUUGGAGGGAAUUAGCUUUACAUGCAGAGGUUAACUCGAGUCUUUGGAGGCAAUGUUUUGUGGGUGCGAUUUUAAUUAUUCAUACUCAAUUGAAUAGAGAAAGGACCAGUAUGAUGUUCUGAAAGAAACUGCAUGGCAAAUCAGCUGGAUGAUGAAGAUCGAAAUGUCAGAAAACAGAGGGGCAACAGACAAAUACAGGGGCUUUGCAGGAGAGCCUGUUCUGAGAUAAUAUUCUGUCAGAUAUGUGAAGUUUCUAUGCCCAGCAUCUUGAAAUCCAACCUGGACUUCCCCAAAACUGACAGGAGACGAAAUGACAUGCUUUGGAGAAACUAGCUGGUCUGCAAGAAGUGGAUAGCUAAAUUAUAUUCCUGUCUGUACAAAGCUAAGAGAUCCCACUGUGGUGGUGGGUUCAAUUAUUUUGUUUUUUCCCUGAAAGGGUUCAAUUAUUUUGUUGUGACCACUAAAAAACAUUCUGGAAUGCAUUCAUAGUAGAUAUUUUGUGUC